CUAAUCUCACCGACUAGUGUGUAAGUGAUUUAGUGUUCAGUAUGGCUAGAAAAAAAAGCCAUAGAAGUGGUUUAUUCAACAAAACGCAAUAAACAUUCUGACUGAAAGCAUCUAAUUUUUAUUACCGGUUCUUAAACCAUCGCUCCCAGGUAGAGGGCAUUACUUCCUAGCUCUCAAAAACUAGACCAAAACAGUCAUUUAUAGCAAAAGCAAUGAAUUCUCUGUAUUAAAAAGAUAGUUUUAUUGCUUAAUGAUCAGCAGGGCUGAACAGUUCAAACAUUUCUUUGAGAAGUUUUGCUGGAUCUGGUAUUGGAGUGCUUGCACUGAUCCAUGAAUUAUAAAGGCUUUUUAUUUUUGCCUUCAUAUUUGCUGUUUUAUUAACGCUGACAUACUGAUUUAAAGAAAAUAAUAAAUGGGCAAAUAAAGUGUCAAAAUUUUCCAUUAUGACCCAAAUAAUUUUAACUCGGGACCUUUAAAGUUUUUUUUUCUUUCUGCUUGUAGCAUCAUUUUUGCGAGCAUUAACAAUAAUAAAUGGCCGUGAAAGGCACUGGCAGCGCGUUCAAAGGGCCCCGGCUGUGUCUACUGCAAAUGCCAAGCGACACCUUCCCGCACAGCGAGGUCUCAGUUUCCACUCUCUCCUCCAGUCAGUGUCGUAUGCUGGGGGAGUGAUGCAUUGUGGGACGAAAUAAGAUGCCGACAGAGAGGAGCUGGAGGAAAACGCUCGUGCCGUGCGAGGAGGCAGCGCCGCAGCCAAUGGCAGGGCGCGGCAUGCGGCAGAGGGGGCGGGGAGCUGCCGCGGACAGCACAGCGUAGAGCCAGCCUUCCUUCAUGCUUAUUGUGUAAAAUCUUUAAAAAGCAAUUAGCCGCAGCAUCUUCUUAACCUUCCCUCGUCGCUUCUUUAACGCGCACGCUUCUCAGCGGAGGACCCCGUUUUUUUUCUCCAUCAAAGGCGCAGAAAAAAAGGUGGGUUGGACCGGCCUCAUCUAGACGAUUCACUUCAAGCACCCAACCUGAACCACCAUGACUGACAGGAAAGCUGUGAUCAAGAACGCAGACAUGUCCGAGGACAUGCAGCAGGACGCCGUGGACUGUGCCACCCAGGCCAUGGAGAAGUACAACAUAGAGAAGGACAUCGCUGCCUACAUCAAGAAGGAGUUUGACAAGAAGUACAAUCCAACCUGGCACUGCAUCGUCGGGAGGAACUUCGGCAGCUACGUCACUCACGAGACAAAGCAUUUUAUUUACUUCUACUUGGGCCAAGUGGCCAUUUUGCUCUUCAAGUCCGGCUGAGUUUCUGAUGUUGUACCGAGGAGUGUUUUCCUCCCCGAACCUAAAUUGGAAAUGCACUGGUGGCUGAUGUCUCCCAUACACUUAUGACAUACCAUAACGAUGCAAAAUCUGCCGUGCGCAACUGCAUGGACUAUACACUUAUAUAAUAUGUAUGUUACAGUAAGUUUACUUUUUCGAUAGUUGCCAUUUGAAUGCAACUGAAGUAGUUUUCGUUGAUUCUAGGUUGUGAAAGAUUUCCGCGUGGCCCUCGAUUGUAUAAUAAAGGAAAGCUCUAGAAUGUAGUGGUCCAUCUGCUUUCCUUCAUAAGUGGCAUUGCCAGACCCAAUAAUGAGAAACUCGUGUUUUUAGAUAGUGAAGUUAAACCUUUUGCAUGACGAUUCAUCUUGAAAAUGUGAAAGCGAACAUUGAAAAGGUUGAUCGAGGGGGAGAAAAAAAAAACAGUCUGUUCAGUUCUCUUGCUCUAAGCGAUUUAUAGGAAAUUAUUUCGUCCCAACCACACGGGAUACAAAACCCCUUGUUUUUUAUUAUUAUUUUUUUUAUUUUAAUAUUUGAUGAAUCUUUAGCAGAAGGUGAAACUUUAGCAGCCGCGCUCAUGAAAGAUGUCACAUUGCCGAACGCGCGUUACACUCUGGAAGAGGCACAAGAGGAUGCAGGCAGUCUUGGGAGAGGUUUAGUUUGUCAAAUCUUAAACUUUCACUGUGAAGGGAGAGAGCAUUUAGGGCUCGCACAAACAGACCUAAGCCUGUAAUGUCUGUGCUACAAGACUACAGACUGGUUACCAGAAAUCACUCGCAUAGCUCUUAUAUUUACGAUCCUGUGUUAACUGCAUGUUUGGAGGUUACUGCACACAUUUUUUUAUUUUUAUUGCUUCAAAACUCAAAAUCUGUUCUGGAGGCAAAUAAUUUAGUGUUUUCAGCUUUCGAGUAUGUGGAUGUUGGACAUCGCCGACACACGUUUUUUUUUGUCCCAGUGAUUGCUAUAUAUAGCAGCGUUAGAUAAACAAAUGAGGUUAAUUUUUAUCAAGGCUACCACCGCCCAUGUGUUUCAGAUGGUUGUGUCGUCUCAUGUGGUUUGUGAUACCUUUAAAGUUGCAGCACCUUCUUAGUUUUAGUGGCCAGUGUCUUGCCAGGCGAAGCAUUUAAGUGUCGACUCCUUUAAAAAAGAAAAGAAAAAAUGCCGGUAUAGGUUGAUCUGUUACCCGUUCGGUUACAAGUUUUAGGUUUUUUCGUUUUGUAAUAUCAGUAUAAAUAGUUUGAAAAAGGCAUUGCACAAUUUUUGAAUCAAGGAUUUUUGGAUUUGGGCAGAUUGACGGGUUUGAGUCCGUGGGGGCGGAUAACAACACAUUUCUCGCUGUGCGUAAAGACUGAAUGUUUACUGAGUUAUUGUCUCCCAUUUGGCAGUUGUGGGUGAAAUGUUUUUUUUGUUUUUUUUUCCCAGUCUUAGCUUGGAUUGAUUUUUUUGUUGUCAUGGGACGUCUUCCUAAUUGUUGUCAAUGUAAACUGAUUUAGCGUUGUUUUCCUCUGGCAUGUAUUCUUUGCAAUGUAUGUUGUAGGAGCCGUUCCAAUGCUGUUAAAUUUGCACAAAACUUGUGCCUGUCAUUGCUCUCAACUGUAAAUGGCUUGAGUACAAUUGCACUUCAUUAGAUUUAUCCAGUAGGUUGCUACAGAACCAAAACUGUAUAAACCGGAUAAAAUAAAAAAAAAUCAUUGUU
Molecule: messenger RNA, 3001 nt
Organism: Fundulus heteroclitus (mummichog)
Lineage: Eukaryota; Metazoa; Chordata; Actinopteri; Cyprinodontiformes; Fundulidae
Gene: dynll2a
Product: dynein, light chain, LC8-type 2a
Exons: 3
Coding region: 1021-1290 (89 amino acids)
Biological process (GO): cilium assembly; microtubule-based process
Cellular component (GO): cytoplasmic dynein complex
Molecular function (GO): dynein intermediate chain binding; dynein light intermediate chain binding
Source: RefSeq, a predicted model, not a curated record